Sorghum bicolor (sorghum) is the source of this 3279-nucleotide messenger RNA. RefSeq lists its product as uncharacterized. The record is from RefSeq and is a predicted model, not a curated record. The coding region runs from base 1313 to 3028 and encodes 571 amino acids. The transcript is spliced from 3 exons. NCBI's taxonomy places the organism in Eukaryota, Viridiplantae, Streptophyta, Magnoliopsida, Poales, Poaceae.
CGGCUCCGAGUGGGAGUGGGGAACGCGAAUAAGUUCCGGCCGGCACCGCAACCGCAACCGGCAGAGGCGCGAACCUUUCUUUUCUUUACAGCUUCCGCUGCAGAAUUCUGAACCUAGAAGCACGCAAUCACGCGCGCCAAGAACUGAACCCCCAAAGAAAUCAGCGCGAGUGCCUGAUUUAUCGGUUUGUUCCAAGUUUGGUCUCCCCACUUCACAUGUCCCGCCGCGUCUCUCCCACGCCAAUCUCGCCCAUCAUCAGGUCGCUUCCUCCCGUUCUUUAGCUGAUUUCAGAGCUGAUUUCAGGGCUACGAGCCCUGAAAUCAGCUCUGAAUUUCCGUCCGCGGUUCAGGCUUCAGUUAGCUGACGCCUCCGCUUCUUUCCUUCUUCCCCUUGGCCAUUAAACUCCAGCACACACAUACUACAACGUUGCCGUUCUCGGCCGGCCAUUAAUGGCGACGAGGAGUUACGCCUCGCUCUGAACAGGCAGCUUGCAUGCGUAGGCGCAGGCAGCCGGGCAUGGAAGGGAACUGUAGCGCCCACGCGUUACCGAGAGAGUCCGCCAUACAAACCGUCGUGUGUUAAUGGAAAGGGACGAGUGUGAGGAGGAGCAGGAGUAAAGGCAGCAGCUUUUCUCCCUUGACGCCUCCCCUUGUUUUGCCUGCCCUCUCCCGUUCUGGAACAAGUCAAGCCGCGCCUCCUCUCGUCAGCCUGCCCCUGCCUACGUCCUUGGUCUUCUUCCUCUUCGCUUGCCCGUCCGUCCCUCCACCUCCCGACUGGUUUUGGUUGGGAGCUGUUGUUAGCGCAUAAAAGCCGAGCGAUUUGUCUCAUCCGCCGCCGUUCUAGUAAGCGGCAGCGUUGCGCCUCGGCUUGAUGCUCCUCCCUCCGGCCUCUCGGUCGUUCUCGUUCCCGUUGACAGCGGCUUGGUUUAGGCUCUUCACCUAACCUUGUUUCUAGUUUCGGUUGGUUGGUGAGUCACCGCCUAGCUCUUGCUGGUUGGCUCAGUUCUUCUUGGUCCUCGACCUGGAGUAUAUAAUCUCCCGGUCCCGGCCGUCGUCUUCUGUUCUUGAGAGCUCUUCGCAUUGGUGGCUUGUCGUCCCCCCUGCUGCUCCUUCCAAGACGAGGCGGACUGCUCGGGAUCAAGGACGACGAGAGGAGAGCUCGGCUGUCGCCUGUGCUGGGAGGUUGGGAGGCAGUGCUUUGCUUCACGCGAGGCCGUGGAUGCUGCUGCGUGCUGCUGAUCUCUGCGCCUGAGGUACUCAAAGACUUGUUUGGCUGCAUUCUCCGUAUCUUUUACUUCUUGACUUGAUCAGAGAUGGAACUUGUAUACAUGGAAAGGAGAAAUGGAUUAUAUGACGAGGGUGCAAUUCCAGAGUUCAGUGGAAGGGCUGAAGGGGAUCAAGACCCGUUCGCUGCUGCAUCUGAGGUUCAGUCUGAUUUGGGUCAUAUACCGGAUGAGAAGAAAAACCAGGGCUGCCAAUCAUGCCAUAAGUCAUUUUGUUCAUGCAGUGGCAGCACACCCCAUUCAGAAUUGUUCCCUGCACAUCCUGCCAAGAUGAUGAUCUUGGAGUUUCUCAUCAGAAGCCUGAGGCACCCAACAAGAACCCAUAAUGUCAAUGAUCUUGAUGACUUGAUUACCGAUGGGGUAAGCCAAGGGAGUGUAAAUCUUGGUCCUUCCGAGAAAAAGGUCCUGGAUUCUUUGCAUGCUCUUGUAAAUGCAAAGACAAGACCGAAAAGCCCAUCACCUUUCCUGGCAGGUUCUAAACUGAGAAAAAUCCGGUCGAAAUCCCACAUCAUAACACAGUCAGAAAUAUUGAAGCUUAUAUCUCCUGAGACAUGGGAAACCCCCUCCCAUGGGGCAUCUCCAAUGAACAAAGGCACAGCUGAGGUCAGCAUCCAUGAGAACAAGUCGCCAUUGUGCUCAUCUAUGGGCUCAAAUCAGCCUGUUCUAUCACAGUGCCCGUCAUCUCUUAGUGCAGGUCUUCUACAAUGCAUAUGGAAAAAUGGCCUCCCUCAUUUUGAACUGUCACUGGACGAUCCUAUUGCAGUAUACGCUGCAAACCCAAUCAGGGUGCAGGAAAAGGACAAGGCCCUCGAUUACGUCUACAUGAUUCAUUCUGGAGAGCAAGGAAGAAAAGAUUGGAUGGGUCACUCAAGCAAUGUGUCCAGACUUGUGGGCAAGAUGAAGGUGUCUAGUUCUUUAGUUCUAAACUCAGACAAGUCAAGUCUCUUGGAAACUGAGUUUGUUCUGUAUGGUUCUCCAGAUGACUAUCUUAAGCAAAUGCACAGUCCCUAUAGUGUACCAAAAGGGAAGGGUCUUGUCAAGAGAGUAACAGAAAUUAUGAGAACAGGCAAUGUUUCCUCUAGCCCAAAACAUUCCUGGAAGUUUGGCAAAUCUUCCUCUCAUCAGUUUGACGACUUAACUGAAAUACUUGAAGGUGAAAUGAUUAGUGCUAGAGAAUCAGACCUGAUGAAUCUCAACACCGAUGAUCUGCCGACCAACCAAGAAUUAGCAGCAAUUGUGGUGAGGGAACAACGCCACAAACGCCAGAAAGAGCCUGUUUUGGGUGGCUGGGGCCUCAAGUUCCUUGAGAAAGCAGAAUUAAAUCAUCCAGAAGGCACUAAAGAAACUGAUGUUCAGAACAGUAAUGGUGCCACACAAUGUAUAACUGUUGUUGUCCCCAGAGGUUACCACGGCGGCGCGGUAUCAAAGAGCAGCCGACCAUCAGGCCUCAUCAAGAGAUGGAGAUCUGGAGGAUGCUGUGAUUGCGGCGGAUGGGAUCUUGGCUGCCCCAUCAGAGUACUUAAUGGUGAUGGUUGUGGUUCCUUGCCUGAAGGAGAGUCCCAGGAUAGCAGAUCAGUAGAGCUAUCAAUCAAGGGUGCAAAGAAUGAAACGAUGUUGAAGCUCGUGAAUAUCACAGAGGACCUGUAUAUCCUCUACUUCAACUCAAGUAUUUCACCAUUGCAAUGCUUCUCAACCGGGAUAGCGAUUGUGCACAGCCAAGCACCACAGCUUUGCCCCAAACUGUGAAUUGUGCGCAGCCCGGCACCACAGAUUUGCCCCCAAACUGUGAAUUGCAAAGCUUGGUGUAGCUGAAUUACAAAGCUUGGUGAAACGCUAUGCGUAGAUGUAGAUAGUAGAAUAACAUUUCUUGUCAUUUAAUACUUAUAAUUUUGAGAGAGAAAAUUGCAGGCUGUUGUUUUCAGCCUGUUGUUAAAUUAUCAAAUCUCUUGGUUUGGCAGAGAGCCCAGAAAGAUGAAUUACAAAUCAUGUUUCGUUUA